Messenger RNA from Peromyscus eremicus (cactus mouse), 4308 nucleotides. RefSeq names its product SEC23 interacting protein (gene Sec23ip). The record is from RefSeq and is a predicted model, not a curated record. Gene Ontology annotation, cellular component: COPII-coated ER to Golgi transport vesicle. NCBI's taxonomy places the organism in Eukaryota, Metazoa, Chordata, Mammalia, Rodentia, Cricetidae. The transcript has 19 exons. Gene Ontology annotation, molecular function: protein binding; metal ion binding. Bases 87 to 3086 code for a protein of 999 amino acids.
UGCGGUGGCACCCUGGGUGAUCGGUUUCCGGUCUGUGGUGCAGCACCGGGCUCGUAGAGCCACGUAACGGCCGGGGGUCUGCAGCCAUGGCGGAGAGGAAGGCUAACGGUGGCGGAGCGUCCGUCUCCUCGUCGGGCACUAACUUACUCUUCUCCUCCUCGGCCACGGAGCUCAGCUUCAACGUGCCCUUCAUCCCCGUCACGCAGGCCGCCGCCUCCCCGGCUUCCCUGCUCUUGCCCGGAGAGGACUCCACAGAUGUUGGCGAGGAGGAUAGUUUCCUUGGUCAGACUUCUGUGCACACCUCCACCCCACAGACAUUCAGUUACUUCUCUCAGGGAUCAAGCAAUAGUGACCCUUUUGGGAACAUUGGACAGUCGCCCUCAACAGCUCCCGCAGUGUCGGCCGGACAGUCAGCGUUUUCCAAGCCCCCAGCCACACUCCCUUUUACAACAGGAUCCCAAGAUGUGUUGAAUGCAUUUCCACCGUCUGUUUCCAAGGCUCAUUAUGGUGCUGCACCUUCCUCACAGAUGGGAAUGAAUACCUAUUUGCCUUCUCAGCCGAGUAGUCUCCCUCCAAAUUUUGGGAGCCCUCCCCAAGGGAUUCCUCAACAAGGACAUAACCCAUAUCGCCAUACUCCUGUCAGCAGCAGGGCGAACCCCUAUAUCACACCCCCACAGCUGCAGCCGUGCCAGACGCCAGGCCAUCCCUCCUACCCUCCGCCUUCUGGACCCCCUGUGCAGACGUACCAAAUGCCGCCAGGACCCAUGCCACCGCUCCCUCCAUCAAUGCAGUCACCAGCACAGCAGCAGGUACCUGCCAGACCAGCAGGACCCCAUGUCCAGGGACCAGCUCCUUUUGUACUUCAGAACCAGUAUGAACCUGUUCAGCCUCAUUGGUUUUACUGCAAGGAGGUGGAAUAUAAACAACUAUGGAUGCCUUUUAGUGUGCUUGACUCUUUGAAUCUUGAAGAGAUCUAUAAUUCAGUGCAGCCAGAUCCUGAAAGUGUGGUUCUGGGCACGGAUGGAGGGCGCUAUGAUGUCUACCUCUAUGACCGCAUGAGGAAGUCUGUGUACUGGGAAGAGGAGCCAGCUGAAGUGAGACGCUGUACUUGGUUUUACAAGGGGGACACAGAUAGCAGAUUCAUUCCCUAUACAGAGGAGUUCAGUGAAAAACUAGAGGCCGAGUAUAAAAAAGCUGUCACCACGAAUCAGUGGCACCGCAGAUUAGAGUUUCCAAGUGGAGAGACCAUCGUCAUGCACAACCCAAAGGUUAUUGUCCAGUUCCAGCCUUCUUCAGUGCCAGAUGAGUGGGGGACGACACAAGAUGGACAGACAAGGCCUAGAGUUGUAAAGCGUGGAAUUGAUGACAGCCUCGAUGAAAUUCCUGAUGGGGAAAUGCCUCAAGUUGACCACUUGGUGUUCAUGGUGCAUGGCAUUGGACCGGUGUGUGACUUGCGCUUUAGAAGCAUUAUUGAGUGUGUGGAUGAUUUUAGGGUGGUUUCUCUCAAGUUGCUGCAGACACACUUCAAGAAGUCUGUAGACGAUGGGAAAGUGAGCAGAGUGGAGUUCCUUCCAGUUCACUGGCAUAGUGCCCUGGGUGGGCACGCCACAGGUGUUGACAGGAAUAUCAAGAAAAUCACUUUGCCAAGUAUUGGUCGGUUUCGGCACUUUACUAAUGAGACUCUGCUAGAUGUUCUGUUUUACAACAGCCCUACCUACUGCCAGUCAAUCGUGGAGAAGGUGGGAGUGGAGAUAAACCGGCUGCACUCGCUCUUUUUGAGUCGCAACCCAAACUUCAAAGGAAAGGUCUCCGUUGCUGGUCACAGUUUAGGUUCUUUGAUACUGUUUGACAUCUUGUCUAAUCAAAAAGAUAUGAGUGUCUCUAAGUCUCCGGGGUCUAUGGCUGUUUCUAAUGGAGUUAUGAAACAACCAAAUUUUCAGGAAAAGCAGAUACCCGAAGAGUCAAAGCUGCUGUCAGAUGAAUCAUGUGACCUUGAUGUUGAAAAUGAAGAACCCCUAACUUUGCAUGGAACCCUGGAAGCACUCAGCCUCUUUGAUUAUAUUAGCACUUUUGAAAAGGAAAAGAUUGAUAUGGAAUCUCUGCUUAUGUGUACAGUUGAUGACCUGAAGGAGAUGGGGAUACCCCUUGGGCCCAGGAAGAAGAUAGCCAAUUUCGUAAAACUCAAAGCAGCCAAACUGGAGCAGAAAAAAGCAGCAUCAGAAAAGAAGGCAGUGCUGGCCGCCGUGACAAAAGGCCAGGAUGAGAGUGCCCUGAAGACUAAGGAGAUGGCGUCUCCAUCUUCAGAGUCAGAUGAGUCAAAGAGGAAGCUUUCAGUGGGGGCUUCUGUGUCUUCUGUGCGAGUUGAUUAUGAGUCUUUUGAAGUUGGCACAGGACAGGUUUCUGUCACUUACAACUCUUUAGACUUUGAACCGGAGAUUUUCUUUGCCUUGGGCUCUCCAAUCGGCAUGUUUCUCACUAUCCGAGGUGUGGACAGGAUUGAUGAGAACUACCGCCUCCCUACCUGCAAAGGCUUCUUCAAUAUUUACCAUCCGCUUGAUCCAGUGGCAUACAGAUUAGAACCCAUGGUCGUUCCGGAUUUGGACUUAAAAGCUGUUCUCAUUCCACAUCAUAAAGGCAGAAAGAGACUUCACUUAGAGUUGAAAGAAAGCCUUUCUCGAAUGGGAUCCGAUUUGAAGCAGGGCUUUAUCAGCUCUCUGAAAAGUGCGUGGCAGACACUCAAUGAAUUUGCACGUGCUCACACCUCUUCAACUCAAUUGCAAGAAGAAUUGGAAAAGGUGGCCAAUCAAAUCAAAGAGGAAGAAGAAAAGCAGGUAGUCGAAGCAGAAAAGAUUGUUGAAAGUCCAGAACUUUCCAAGGAUGAGGACUACCUAGGAAAGGUUGGAAUGUUAAAUGGAGGCCGCCGGAUCGAUUAUGUUCUUCAGGAAAAGCCAAUCGAGAGUUUUAAUGAAUAUCUUUUCGCUCUUCAGAGUCACUUAUGCUACUGGGAAUCUGAAGAUACUGCCCUCUUGUUACUUAAAGAAAUUUAUCGAACAAUGAACAUUAGUCCGGAGCAGCCCCAGCAUUGAGCAGACUUGCAUUUUACUGGGAAGUUCCAGUAUGAGUGCCAUGGCUGAGAGGCUCCGUGGCCGACCCCUCUUUGCUCCUGUGAUGAUGACAGAAAAGUGACUCAGCAACAGUUGCUAACAUAGGCUUCUCAGAUGUAGGAAUUCAUUGCACAGAAUGGAAAGAAAGAUACCGGAAAAAAAUCAGUACCGCAUUUGGACAGUAUAGAUGAAAAACUGCAACCAUAAAAUGACGCUGUGGAAAAUUCUCAAAUCUGUUUAGUUGUGUAGUUACCAAAAUUAAGUAUGUCCUAAUGAAGAGAUAUUUGUAGCAUGCAAACAGUUAUUUCUAUUUCUUGAAACUAUUGUCAAUGGGCUAUUAAACUUAUAUUUUUUCUUUGUAUUAAUGCAAUAUGUUAUUUUUAUUUAAAUAUGGACUUCUUAAGAAACUAUAGUAACAUGAUUUUUAAGAAACUUAUGCUAGGUUGGGCGUGGUGGUUCAUGCCUUUAAUCCUAGCACUUGAGAGGCAGAAGCAGGUGGAUCUCUGUGGUCUACAUAGCAAGUUCCAGGACAGCCAGGACUACAUAGAGAGACCCUUCACAACAAAAAAAGGAAAAGAAAAGAAACUUAUGCUGUGCUUUAAAUGUGAAUUGCUCUGAGCUGCUGAUGCAGAGUUGUUUCUGCUUGUGACAAGGCAGUAGCCAAGGUCUCCUCAGCCCAAGCUGACCUGAGUGUUUAUGAAGCCGAACGCCACCGCUGAGAGCCUAGUUGCAGGAUGUGAAGCACUCGGGAUGACCUGACCUCCCCUGGCUUGUCCACAUCCCCUGGGAGAUGCGCAGGUGGCAGGCACUCACUGUGAGCUGAGGUGUCUGUACCAGCACCCACGGCAGAGGUUCCAGUUAAUGCGAGAACCAGAGUGGAAGGUUUUGUUCUUCGGGGUAAUCGACUUGUACCAAAGGGUUUGAAAGGAUGGAUUCGCUGCUUCUAGGAUGUAGAGCUGCUUGGUGAAGACUGUUCUAUAACAUCAUUGUGUUUACUAUAAACUCUUUAUCUGAAUAUUUCCUAACAGACACUGGGAAUGCUGAGUUCCUUCUUUUGUUACAUAGCAGAAACAUUUUAUGUCAUACAUAGUUCUCAUGGAACAUGUAAUUUUUUUGAAAGCAACAUAUAAUACACAUUUUUGUGUAUGUAUUCUAAUUGGUGUGAAUAAAACAGUAACAUCGAUGCUCUUUUUCAAGCUGCAAA